AUGAGUCAAAUCCAUGAAACAAUUUCUCCUUCUUGGGGCUCAUUGCCCAUCGAGCGUUAUCUGCUUAGCAAAUGGCACCCUUCCUUAGACCUAUCAGUCGAUGAACAGCGAUUGGAGCUCGUGAAAGCCUUUCUAAAAGAAAACGACAUCUCAGCUUUCGCUUCAAUAUCGGCGGAAGCAAUCACAACAGACAAACAAGAGCUCAUCCAAACAGUGCUAGUGCCCUGGCGUUCGCAGAAGCUUCGCCGCAUAGCUGAGAAAUAUGAUCCUCGCAAUCCUUUAUUUGAUACCCUCGUUGUUCUACGCACUCACUACGGAGGUGACAGUGACGAAAGGUUCAGUCGCUGGAUUGGCGAUGCGUGCGACGCCUUUGACGACAUGGACCCAGACGGUGAUCUGUUUGGUCCACCCGAUGAACGCUGGUGGCACGUUCUUGAUGAUGCUUCUCUCUUCAACAUUGGUUCUCAAGAAUGGCAGACCGUGUACACAAUACUCCCGGAAUUAGCUGCUUCGGAACUGCGGCGAGACUUCAACGAUGAUGAUGUGCAAGAGGCCAAGGAGCUAGUAUUAUCCAUUUGCGACUCCCGAGAGCCAGAAGAAGAUGACUACGAAGAUGCCAUCUGUGAAAUAGCCAAGGUUGGAUUCUGGUUGAUUGUCGUUGACAAAGAGGCUUUCGAAAAUGAGGAAUUACUUUUGGUCUUUAUAGACAAAAAGGGCAACGUUGUCAGACAGACGGCUAUUGCUCCAGUCGACUUGCCGCAUCUGCCCCAUUAUAUCCUACGUGGAUCAAUCACGGAAUCUGGGUUUUGGCGUGAUGCAGAGGUGGGAAAGAAGUACAAGACAAGAGGGGAAAUUAUGUGCGCUGCGCUGCCACUUGUUAUGGCAGAGUCUGAGUGA
Molecule: messenger RNA, 897 nt
Organism: Fusarium pseudograminearum CS3096
Lineage: Eukaryota; Fungi; Ascomycota; Sordariomycetes; Hypocreales; Nectriaceae
Exons: 2
Coding region: 1-897 (298 amino acids)
Source: RefSeq, a predicted model, not a curated record